CUGCUCCUCCGGCCCGGCCCGGCCCGGCCCGGCCCGAGCGCUCCGAGCGCAGCCCGCGCCCGGGGAGAGAGCGAGGCAGCGGGAUCACCAGAGGGCACCAGGAACCGCGCUGGGAGCCGGGCCGCUGAAAGGCAGCGAGCGCGGCAGGAGCAGCUGGAGGGCUGUGUGAUUCCCCGGCCGGGCGCUGAGGUGAUGCUGAGCACAUGAAUAGUGUGCAGGGACUCUUGGCUGCCUCUGUGAUUUCCAUCCAGAAUUCCUGCUUCAUCUAUCCUGCCUGUCAAAACUGCUUUUCUAGGCUGAUACUGGAUUCCAGGAGGUUCAACUGUUUAAAAUGUGGCUGCACAGGUGAAGCUAAAGAAGCAAGCUACAGAUAUAGAUUGUCCCUAAAGAUUGCUGACACUAAUGAUUUGUUUGACAUCACUGUUUUUGGAAGUUGCUUAGAUCCAUUCUUUGGGGUCACCGCAGAGAAUCUGCAGAGGUAUAUUCAAGACUUCAAUCAGCUGUCAGGAGAAACAAACACAGAGUCAACUACAAGAGCAUUAGUUCAAGCUGUGGAAACCUGUUUCAUUGGAAAAAGGUUUAUAUUUGGAGUGAAGCGUUGUGCAAGGGAAGAUGGAGGCCAUUCUGCUGCCAGCAGCAUCUUGCAGAAGUGUUCCAGAAUUAAUAGAAGUACGAAAAACCUUGUGGCGUGCCAGAUCUUCCUGCCAAAUGCUGCUGUUACUGGCUUUACUGUUUUCAGCUACUUAGAUCAUCUCCUGCAGUCGGCAAAAUUCAGGAGCUGUAAUAACAGCUCAUAUUUACCUGAUGCGUCAUCAGCUCCCAUAGAUGAACCUCUCAGUGAGCUCAGCAGCUUGUCUACCCUGAGCAGGAGCUCCUGUUUUGUUCAGUCUAGUGGCAGGGAAAGUUUUUUAGGGUGCUGGCAGCAAUCCUUAAGUCUGACUUCAUCUGUUGCUUGGGUAACAGCGGAAGACUUUCCCACUCUGGAAGUGGGAAAUCUGGUGAGUGAACAGCAUGAACAAGAGGAGAAGCCUGUCUCUGCAGAAUUGGGCAGUGUAAGCCUCAACAAUCAAACUCUUUGGGACUCACAGUUUCUGAUCUCUUCUGUGAAGGAAGGGGAUAAAGAGAAGGAUAAUGAAUCAAGUUCGCAGCUUAAUCGGACUGAUGGUAUCUCUGCAACUGAUAAAUUGGAGAGAGUUUCCUCUUCAAACACCAAAUGUUCCCAUGGAAACAGUUCCAAGUUGUUACAACAUCCCUUGAAAUCUGAGGUAAAAAACAAUUACCCAAAAACUAAUAGUAGAAACUAUUGUUACACAGAAAAAUCCCACAACUCCCUUGUUUGCAAGAGAGAUGUUUCAACUCCUAAUCACGUGAAUGUAGAUGGAGUGUCUCAGAUGGACUCUGUGUUUUGGGAAGAGCUCCCAUUCUCAGAAAGCCUGAAUGAAUUGUUAGCCAGAAUAGAGGAUGGCAGGAAUGUUGUAACAUCACCUAGCCUUGAUGCAGGCAAAUUUGUCCAUCUUGAAAGUAACAAGUUGGGUGUAAAUCUUAACAAAUCAUAUUCCAAGCAAGCUGUAGGUGAUUUGCCUGCAGCCAGUGUCUCAGGGAGGCUCUUGCCACCAGCAGGGAAUGAUAGUUGGGAGACCACAGUGUUUGCUUGUCUUCAGUCAAAUGCAAACCCUCCAAGUGAUGUCUCACAAUACGAGUCUUCCCCUAGUGAUUUAUCUUCAACCCUCAAGGAAGGUGGAGCAUCCUCUCCAGUUACACCAGAGCCUUCAAUUUCUCAGAGCGGAUGUGUGCAGUCCAAAGAAGCAAAUAAUGACAAUGCAAAUUCAUCUUGGUCUUUUAUUAGGCUGCAUGGAGAAACCUCCUAUUCAAAAAAGAGCAAGACAGUCACCUGUGUGCAUUCUGCAUGUGAAAGCUGUUUAGCUUCUUGUGAAAAUAAAGAAAAUUAUUCUACACCAAGCGAAAAAAAGGAUCUUACACUUAUAGGGGCCCAGGUCUCUGAUCCACCAACUCCCAACAAUGCAAGAAGUAUAUAUAAAAGAGAAUUAAAACCAUUGACAGAACUGUCAGGUAAUACCUUCAGAAGUGUUAGUAGGAAAGAGCUGCAGUGGAACAACACCUUCCCUGAAGGCAGCUACAAUGCUUCUGCUGAUCUCUUUGAUGCAAGUGUAAGAGAUGUAGCAAAACCUGUGGAAUUCUUAAAUAAAUCAUGUAAUUCUUUAAUACAGGAAGAUACUUUGACAGAGAAGGUCACAGCUGAAUCAGUGCUUUCUCCUGGAGGUGUUCCUUGUAACAGUUCAAAACUGAGCUCAUCCCUACACAGGUCCCCUCAGGCUUUUAGCAAGCACAGUACACCUGUAACUUACUCCUUUUGGGAUUCGGAAUGCAGUUCAGUUUGUGCUCAGGACUUCGUUCCUUAUUCACAGUCAACUCCUAUGACAAAACCUCUGCAGAAACUAUGGCCUGUUGGGGAGAGAAGCUCUUUUAUCACCCUAUUCACCCCUAAAAAUCCCACUCAAAUCCAUUCCAAAGGCAAGCGAUCCAGGUCUUCCUUUCAGAACACUCUGCUGCAGCAGCUUACUGGCAAGUUAGUAAAACGUGAGAGACCAAGGAACACGAAAGACAAAGAAAGUGGUAGCUCUGCUUCCCAGAAGUUCCUUAACAGCCAACUGCCUGCCAGCUUGGAGGAGUGGAUCCCUCCAUCUUCAAACAAAGGGCUGAAACCAACUGCAUCUUUAAAAUUAAGAACAGUUAGCUGGACUGCUGACUUGCAAUCCACCUGUGGGCACACUGGCAGCAACCCUAUUUCUGAAAGCAGAAAGAACAGUGAAAAUUAUGAAAAUCUCAUCCAAAAUGAGAGAAUAAGCCCUGGGGAUAGAGCCGGGAUUCUAACUCCUUUAUCUGCAAGUGUCACCAAGACCUCAUUUUUAGAUGAUCUCGUCCUGAAAACUUGUUCCCCUUCAGAAGGUGAGAAUUACCUCUCAGGUGGAAAUUAUUCAGAGGUUGUGUUGGAAGGGCCAACUCUCUGGUCUCCUGAACUGUUCUUCCAAGCACGGACCCCUUUUUCCAAGAAGCCAAAAUACUAGGAAAGAUACAUUUCUGUGCUGUGUUCUUUUUAAUUUUUUUAAAACUUUUGGGGAGGAUCUGGUGAAAGGAAAGAGCUAUUUAAAAGUUAAAUUGUUUAUACACCUGUCAGCAUAUGUCUUGCAAAGAGGAGUUAGGUUUAUUUUCAGACCUUUGUACCACAGAGAUGAGGGAAAUUAGAAUUUGUAGUUACUAUAUUUUCUUGAAAAUUAAUGAGGAUGUGCAAUAAACACUUUUGUAAAUGUGUGAGUAUUGAAUAGAUCUCACUUCAUAAAGAAGAAGUAGGUGAAGUGUU
Messenger RNA from Vidua macroura (Pin-tailed whydah), 3379 nucleotides. RefSeq names its product DNA damage induced apoptosis suppressor (gene DDIAS). The coding region runs from base 204 to 3086 and encodes 960 amino acids. Lineage: Eukaryota; Metazoa; Chordata; Aves; Passeriformes; Viduidae. The transcript has 6 exons. Gene Ontology annotation, cellular component: nucleus; cytoplasm. The record is from RefSeq and is a predicted model, not a curated record. Gene Ontology annotation, biological process: negative regulation of intrinsic apoptotic signaling pathway in response to DNA damage.